This is a messenger RNA of Gaeumannomyces tritici R3-111a-1, 1788 nucleotides long. RefSeq names its product WD repeat-containing protein. NCBI's taxonomy places the organism in Eukaryota, Fungi, Ascomycota, Sordariomycetes, Magnaporthales, Magnaporthaceae. Gene Ontology annotation, cellular component: THO complex part of transcription export complex. Bases 253 to 1284 code for a protein of 343 amino acids. Gene Ontology annotation, biological process: mRNA export from nucleus. Gene Ontology annotation, molecular function: protein binding. The record is from RefSeq and is a predicted model, not a curated record. The transcript is spliced from 6 exons.
AAGCCAACCAACACGUCGAUCCAUUGUACACCACUACACCACUCCGUCGGGGAACCUUUUGGGCUCAUACUUCUCGUCGGUCAGAGUGCUGGCUACAAAUACGCCCCUAACCCUGUUUUACCCUCGAUUUUGUGUCAUCUGGAGCAGGAGCGUCGCGUCCAAUUCACACCACGUGCUCUCCGACUCAACAUAUCAAUAUCACUUCCAGGUCACCAUCUGGCGACGUCCGGCCCUGAGUCUGUCUCUCGGACUAUGGCGCCAACACCACAGCUCAGGCCCCGGCAGAGGCUAGACCAAUCCAAAUUCCGUGAUUACAUCAGGAAGUUCACUCCCCAGGCGUACACGGCCGACCAGACGUCGAGGCCGGGUGCCAGCGGCGCGAUCCGCUCAAUCGCAUGGAAUCCUCUUGGCAGUUUGGUGGCUACAGGCUCUGCCGACAAAACCCUCCGUGUUUGGAACCCCGAAAAGCCCAACGUGAGGUUUUCGACCGAGCUCAAGGGCCACCAAGCCCCCAUUGAGAAGGUUGCCUUCAACCCUGUCAAGGAUGCAGAGCUUUGCAGCGUCAGCAACGACGGCGUGGUCAAGUUCUGGGACGUGCGGACCAAGGCCUGCGUAAAUGAGGUCAAAGGCAUCGACGAGGCCUUCACCCUGGCCUGGGCGCCCGAUGGCCAGAGCCUCGUUGUCGGCACUCAGUCGGACAAGAUUUCGAUCCUGUCUCCUACGGAACCCACUCCGCGCGCGACUCUUCAGCAGCCGAUCCAGACUAACCAGAUCUCAUUCUGUUGGAGCGGCACCAAGGUCUUUGUGGCCACGGGCGACGGGAGGACCCGAAUCAUGUCGUACCCGGAAUUUGAGCCCAUCUACCGUGUUGACUACCCAGUCUCUGAAAAUGAAAGCGCAGAAUUCAGGCUCACGGGACACACCUCUUCGUGUCUCAGCACCGAGCUUAGCCCUACCGGUCGCAUCCUUGCCACAGGUGGUUCGGACUCUAUGAUCUGCCUCUGGGACACCUCGGACUGGGUCUGCCAAAAGACCAUUGGGAAGAUGACGGGGCCGGUCCGAAGUAUCAGUUUCAGCUUUGAUGGCUCCUAUGUUGUUGGAGGGAGUGACGAUGGAGCGGCCAUCGAGGUGACGCACGCCGAGUCCGGGGAGCACGUUCACACAGUCAAGACGGCUGGCCCUGCUCCCAUGGUAGCAUGGGCCCCGCUGAGAUACCAGCUUGCCUACUCCGAUCUCGGAGUUCUGCGAAUACUCGGUGUGGAUGUUGACAGUCAAAGAAAAUAGAGAGAGACCUUUAGCGGAUGACGAAGGGGGCUUUAUGCUUAGUUGAUACCCCGUAAAAGAAAGAGAAAUGAAAUACAGCUGCGGCUGGGAGGGGUGUCUUGGACCUCGCUCGGAACACUGCGAGCCACCAACCUACCCGGGAUGAGUCGACGCCGUCCGAGGAAGUGCAGCCUGGUGGGUAGGUAGGGCAGCAACGGUAGGCUGAGAUGCGCUCGGCGAUUCCGAAGAGCUGGGCAACAACAGCGAGGGAGCAGACAGACUUGCCGGGCACUCAACGAGCAGCCAGUAACGACAUCACGUGCUAUUCUCUAGGCGGUGUCAGACCGGGGGAAACUCUGGCCGACCAGGCCAGCGGGACAUUCUCGCCAAACAUGGAUGCAUGAUGCAUACAGGACCCAGAAUCCACCAGUGCUGUCAGGUCCAGCGAAGGAAUGAAAACCAGCAUAUUGUUGAACCACAUGUUCCAACCCACUUCAUGCCCGGCAACUGGCAAGGCUCGCCUGU